UCCGGAUGAACUUCGCGCAAAUGUUGCGCUGCUUUAUGAGCGUAUUGCUUUUGCGCUCUUCCUUGAGGGGAACAAACAUGACAAUAUUGAAAGCCUAUCCUGCCCACGUGACAUGGUUCCUUCCUCCAACAGGCUUGAUUCAAAUGAUCUUCAGCAACCUUUGCGGGAAUGCGAUAACGAAUCAAGUCUGAAUCAAGUCUGUCGGAAGGAAGGAGACAUCGAAAACGGGCUCGACAGAGUGGCUCUCGGGGACAGGGGUUUCUGCGGCAACGUUGGCCGGCCUUGUGCGCAUGCGCACGCACUUGGUCCAAAGUUUGGGCUGGGAGUGGUAGCAUUAGCAUUAGCUCCGCGAGCUUAGCAACCAACCGGAGUGUAAUGGCGGCCUCGGUGUUGUUGGGCACUGCGGCGGACAACACCGGAUUCGGCUUUGCGGUGGGAGGCGGCGGCGGUACCGGUGCCGGCGCGGGAAGCGUCCUCGUGGCCUGUAACAACGGCCUGGUGUCGGUAGCGGGCCCGGUGCCGUGGAACCGUUCUCUGGAGCGGGCUCUGGACGAAGCCUCGGCCACCGGCUGCCUGAACCUCAGCGGCAGGAAGCUCAAGGAGUUCCCCCGCGGCGCCGCCAACCACGACCUGACCGACACCACCCGGGCCGACCUGUCUCGGAACCGCCUGUCGGAUCUUCCGCCGGAGGUGUGCCUGCUGGUAUCGCUGGAGAGAUUGGACGUCUACCAGAAUUGUUUGCGAUCUCUGCCCGAUCACAUGAUCAACCUGCAGGCCCUCACCUACCUGAACCUCAGUCGCAACCAGCUGUCGGCGCUGCCGGUGGUGCUGUGCGGUCUCCCGCUGAAGGUUCUGAUCGCGUGCAACAACAAGCUGGUGGCGCUGCCUCAGGAAGUGGGCCAGCUGAGGCAUCUGACGGAGCUGGAUGUCAGCUGUAACGAGAUCAGGACGCUGCCGUCUCAGGUUGGCCGGCUGGAGGCGCUGAGAGACCUGAACAUCAGGAGGAACCACCUGGUGGCCCUUCCUCCAGAGCUGGCCGAGCUGCCGCUGGUUCGUCUGGACUUCUCGUGUAACAAGGUGACGUCCAUCCCGCUAUGCUACACGCGCCUGUCGCAGCUGCACACCAUGGUGCUGGACAACAACCCGCUCCACACGCCGCCCGCGCAGAUUUGCAUCAAGGGCAAAGUUCACAUCUUCAAGUUCCUCAACAUGGAGGCCAGCAAGACGAGCCUCGACCUCCCGGAAUACGACAGACGAACUUUGAACUUCGGAUCCUGGUCUGAACUCGCCACGGGUGCCCGCGCACGACCGCGUUCUCAGUCCCUCACUUCUGACAUCCUGCCGGCCUUCCAAAAUAAGAGCCUCAUGUGCUGCUGCUUGUCUAUGUGUGCCCGCCACAUUAGCGUCGAUGAGCUGUACCCCGGUCGGCCCUACGGAACGUUGGAUUCAGGCUUCAACAGUGUGGACAGCGGAGACAAAAGAUGGUCCGCAAAUGAGGAGCUGUCAGAAGCUCCCGCUCGGGACGUCCACAAAGAGCCGAAGCGAGUGUCGGCGCGCUCCCUCCUGCUGGCCAACGGGACACACGAGCCGGAGCAGAUGGACUUCAUCAACGGCGAGGAGGGGGAAGAGGAGGAGGCCGGCGGCGCGGCGGGGGGAGAGCGAGGAGCGGGAGAAAGGGCCAGCCUCAGCUCGCAGUUCAUGGCCUACAUCGAGAGACGCAUCGGCAAUACGGGUUCUCCAGGCAAAGCCGUCUUCUCCAGAACAGACGACUCCAGACAAAGGCAGAGCAGGAGCGCGGCGGACGAUGCCCCGGCGUCUCCCGGUGACCAAAUUCAGAGAGGCGUGGAGCGGAUGAGGCGAGAGGCUCGGCUGGCCGCCCUCAGGUACGACGAGGAGCGACACAGGACGCGCCCCCCGCAGAGAGAUGCCAAGAGUCCGAACGAGCCCAGUCCGGAAGCCAAGAACAUCUACCCCUGUCGACGCUCCACCCACACGGAUGACUCUGCCCUCUUCAUGGGCGAAGAGCGAGGCGGCCUUUCGCCAAGCGCCGGUCCCGCCCACCCGGGCUCGGGGGACGCCGCCGCCCGUCGCGGCGCCGGCGUGCGCCCGGAGAGCUUCCUGUAUCGCCUCAGCCAGCGCGAAGAAAAGAGGAGGGGCGACGCCCCCGGCCCCGCCCCCGCCUCCGCUCAGCACCCGCAGGAAGCCGCCUCGGCCGCGCUGGGACACGACGCCCAACUGGUGGAGCAGCUCCGGAAGAAUAUCGAGGGCCGGCUGAAGGUGACGUUGCCCGGUGACCUGGGGGCGGCGCUGACGGACGGCGUGGUCUUGUGUCACCUGGCCAACCAUGUGCGGCCGCGAUCGGUCCCCAGCAUCCACGUGCCCUCCCCCGCCGUGCCCAAACUGACCAUGGCCAAAUGUCGGCGGAACGUGGAGAACUUCCUGGAGGCGUGUCGUCGGAUGGGCGUGGCUCAGAGUGACUUGUGUCUUCCCCUUCACAUCCUGGAGGAAGAGGGGCUCCCCCAGGUGGCCGCCACCGUCAGCGCGCUUCUCCACUUGGCCCCUCCGAGACACGGCGUCGCCACCGCCGCGAUGACGACCCCCUCCCCUGGCAUGUAGUCGACGUGCGAAGAUCCGCCAUCUUGAUGCCCUCGUUGGCGUUGGCGUAGGCCUACCGCAAUUUCGUGUCUACGUUUUCGUUGGUUUUUUGACUUGACGCGCUUGUGUGCGUGACGUCACACCAUCGACAUAACACGACCCGGCGCUACAAUCGCUGACCUCCUUUUUGCUAACACUAGUGACAACACAAACGUUUCACGUUUGCUUUUUAGUACAGAAGCGUAUUGCUGUCGCGUUUUAAGUUUGACUUGACCUUCGCCCAAAAGCCGUUUCUUUCAGUCCAAGCCACUGGUGGAGCUCUCACGUGUCUUUUUUUUUUUUAACACUUACUCUUAUUUAUUUUGUUUUAUUUUAUAUGCGGUAUUAUAGAAGAGCAGCUGGUCACUAUUUCUAAGACCAAAAAAAAAAAAAACAUACUCGGCCUGCCACUAGUCUGGCUGUCAAAACGUGAUCGGUUUCACAUUAUGACCUAACAAGUGAUAACUUCUCAUGGUGAUAGGGUGUUUUCAUGUGAAACUUAAGGCGUGAAAAGAAUAUCUUCACGUGAAACGUGACAUUUUGCCAUGAAAUUAGUCACAUAAAAAUGUGAAAUUUAGGCGGCCCGGUAGUCCGGCGGUUAGCACGUCGGCUUCACAGUGCAGGGGUACCAGGUUCGAUUCCAGCUCCGGCCUCCCUGUGUGGAGUUUGCAUCUUCUCCCCGGGCCUGCGUGGGUUUUCUCCGGGUGCUCCGGUUUCCUCCCACAUUCCAAAAACAUGUGUGACAGGCUAAUUGAACACUCUAAAUUGUCCCUAGGUGUGAGUGUGAGUGCGAAUGCUUGUUCGUUUCUGUGUGCCCUGCGAUUGGUUGGCAACCGAUUCAGGGUGUCCCCCGCCUACUGCCCGAAGACAGCUGGGAUAGGCUCCAGCACCCCCCGCGACCCUAGUGAGGAUCAAGCGGCUCGAAAUAUGAAUGAAAAAUGUGAAAUUGAGCAUGUUAUAAAUUGAUCAUGUUUUUUUUUCUUUUAGUUUGCCAGCAAUACGUUUCUGUAUGUUAGCAACUAGCGUGGGGGAAACAGUUAGCCAAGGAACUGACAUUUCGGCGUUGCGUAUGUCUUCUUGAUUGGCACGUAGUCAUCUGUGCGAUGAACGUAGCUAUUUUCUUCGUAGUAAAUUGUUAGUCGCAGCGAGUGCAAUUUAUUGCGAAAACGUGGACUGAAUCAGACUAAAACAAUAAAAUUGAAAUGUAUCUGAAUUUGUGCGAUUGGCUGGCAAAGUGAGAUCGCGCUAGCUCAACGCGUGCAAUGCUAACUUAUGCUAUUGUAAAGAUGCGGCUGUGUCGGAUUUUUUUGUUUUGUUUUGUUUUGUUUUUUUGUCCCCGUCACAUUUUUUGUGUCUCAUUUUGCACCUUGUUUUGUUUCUCAUCUUGUUCGCUUGUACCAACGCCCGGGGCGCAGAUCACAGCCUCGCUUGUCGGUCACGUGAUGGCGUCGGGCUCCUUGUUGCGUUGUGGGACAUUUGAUGGAUGAGGCUGCGCCGUCUGCCUUUUUGUGUACAAAUGUAUUGUGUAAAUACAAAGCGUGUGUAGAUGUGUAUAUAAAGAUGACGCGGCCUUUCUGCCUACACGUCCCCUGGUGACGUUUUACGUGUUGCAAACUCGGUAUGCGAUUCUCGCAGGCUCCAUACGAAGUGUGUAAGAGGAGAGUUGGUUACCACGGCAACGGUCGAACUUCCAGGAAAAUUCCACUUUUUUUUUAAAUGCGAACGUGUUGGACACCUUUUCACUUAUUUGUCUCUUGCUGUUAAAAAAUAAAUAUUGGAAUAUA
Molecule: messenger RNA, 4418 nt
Organism: Hippocampus zosterae (dwarf seahorse)
Lineage: Eukaryota; Metazoa; Chordata; Actinopteri; Syngnathiformes; Syngnathidae
Gene: lrch3
Product: leucine-rich repeats and calponin homology (CH) domain containing 3
Exons: 19
Coding region: 376-2616 (746 amino acids)
Biological process (GO): microtubule-based process; canonical Wnt signaling pathway; intracellular signal transduction
Cellular component (GO): cytosol; microtubule
Molecular function (GO): GTP binding; protein binding
Source: RefSeq, a predicted model, not a curated record